UCAGGGGCCCUCAAUCACCAUAAAGAAGCCGGGGCCCCAUCCGCAAUUGCGGACUAGCGGUCCGGGCCAGUCCGACUCUGAUUAUCCUUCACAGUUCGCAUUCAUAUAAUUGGUAACCAAUAUUUUAUGGCGUUCAUCAACAUCGCGGCCGUUACGGUCAUCGUUGAGAAUAGAGUAUCACCUAUACUAUUAACAUGGUACCUACUCUAUGGCAGUCUAUACAGAACCGUGAAUCGACUAAUCCCGAUAUAAUGUCCGUUAAAUCGCUUAAUUUUGUUUUUAGCAAAUACUAUUAUUUAUAUUUAUAAUAUUUGAUUUUAAUAUUUUAGAACCUCGAGUAACUCUGAAUCAUACAUUGAAUCUCAUUGUGCAGCUGUGAGGAGUAUGUGAACGCAUUAUUUCAGAGAGAAGAAAACUUCGUUUAUAUUUAUUUUAUAUAUUACUACCUAGUGUUUAAUAUUAUAAGAGAAUAUAACUACGAAUCGAGAUAAAAUGACAUCUACUCCCGAGCUGGAAGAAAAACCCCUAACAGGAUUCUCAAAGUAUUUCAACACAACUACUAUAAACGGUCGGGUGAAUAUUUCCUGUGCUACAUUUGCAACACUAGGAAUGUUUUUGCUGUACAUGAAGUUCAAACCAAAGAUUGAAAAAAUAUCACAUACAAGCAAUGAAAAAUAAAUACACAAAAAGUUAUUUAUUUUUUUGUAAAUUUUUUCUUUUCAAUAUAUAUAGUGGUUUUCAUUUUUCAAAAUUCUAUUUAGAAAACAAAAAAAAUAUAUAUGUAAUAAUGAAAAUAAAAUGAUAAUAAUAACUGGUAUUCUUUUAUAAUAAAUAUAAUUAUUUACUAAAAUAAUAUGGUUUUCAAAAUUAUGAUAUUUUUAUUUACAAAAGCAAAUUGAAAUGUAUUAAAAGUAUACGUUUAAUAUUAAAGUAACACACGCAAGUUUGUAAAACCUGUUAAAACAAAUGUAGUGUCUCCUAUCAACUUAAAUGCCCCUUAGAUAAAAA
Molecule: messenger RNA, 1008 nt
Organism: Acyrthosiphon pisum (pea aphid)
Lineage: Eukaryota; Metazoa; Arthropoda; Insecta; Hemiptera; Aphididae
Product: ATP synthase membrane subunit DAPIT, mitochondrial-like
Exons: 2
Coding region: 493-678 (61 amino acids)
Source: RefSeq, a predicted model, not a curated record